AUGAGUAAAGACAUCGAGUAUCCUUGUGCUGGGUGGAAGGAGGAAGGCCUUCUGACAAUUGCCAUCGACAUCGGCGGAUCUCUAGCGAAACUUGUGUUCGCGCCGCCCGAGUCCAACAAAUUGAUCUUCGAGACGGUGGAGACGGAAAAGCUGGACGAAUUCAUCCGUUUGCUGCACGAGGUGGUGGAACGGUACAACAAGGGCGACUAUGGAUCAACAAUGAUUGUGGCGACGGGCGGCGGGGCGUUCAAAUUCUACGACGUGCUGCUGUCGGAAUUUCCGGGCGUGUCAGAUAUCCUCCGGCUGGACGAGAUGGACUGCCUGACGAAGGGGUUGGACUUCUUCAUCCACAAGGUGCCCUACGAGGUGUUCACAUACAACGACCUGGACGGCGAAGGCACGGUGGAUGCGGUGGCGGAUGAUGAGAUGUACCCGUACAUGCUAGUGAACAUAGGAUCCGGGGUCUCGAUUCUGAAGGUGGAGUCGCCCAACGAGUGCAUGCGUGUGGGCGGCUCGUCAUUGGGCGGCGGCACGUUGUGGGGACUACUGUCGCUAAUUACUGGGGCGAAGACGUACGACGAGAUGCUGGCCUGGGCAAACCAGGGCAAUAACGCGAACGUGGACAUGUUGGUAGGCGACAUAUACGGCACCGACUAUGCGAAGAUCGGCCUGAAAUCCAGUAAUAUUGCAUCGUCGUUCGGGAAGGUCUUCCAACGGGAGAGCGUCACCGCGCCCUCGGCGGGCCUGACUUCGGCGUCUGCGACCUCGACGUGUGAGAUCCGAGAUCGAAAUGAGAAAUUCAGCAACGCGGAUAUUUCCAAGUCCCUCUUGUACGCAAUCUCCAACAACAUCGGCCAGAUUGCGUACCUGCAGGCCAAGAUCCACAACGUCAAAAAGAUAUACUUUGGCGGGUCUUAUAUUCGCGGCCAUUUGACCACCAUGAACACAUUGAGCUACGCCAUAAACUUCUGGUCGAAAGGUAGUAAGCAAGCCUUCUUCCUGAGGCAUGAAGGCUAUCUGGGCGCCAUGGGCGCAUUUCUUGCAGCACAGAAAAAGUAG
This is a messenger RNA of Eremothecium gossypii ATCC 10895, 1059 nucleotides long. RefSeq names its product pantothenate kinase (gene CAB1). The record is from RefSeq and is marked provisional. Bases 1 to 1059 code for a protein of 352 amino acids. NCBI's taxonomy places the organism in Eukaryota, Fungi, Ascomycota, Saccharomycetes, Saccharomycetales, Saccharomycetaceae. Gene Ontology annotation, molecular function: pantothenate kinase activity; ATP binding. Gene Ontology annotation, cellular component: cytosol; nucleus. Gene Ontology annotation, biological process: coenzyme A biosynthetic process. The transcript has a single exon.